AUGGAGACCAACAAGACUUCAUCGGACAGCAACAGUACCGAACUUGACGACGACGAUAGCUUGGGCGUUUGCUUGAAUGGAGGAGUGUGUAGUACGCUCUCGAGUGAAUCAUGGGUCUCGUGUAACUCACCCAGAGGCUUCGAGCUGACGCAGCUCUGGAGUGCAAUGGAAAACGUGACGAUGCUGUGUUCAUCUUGCAACGCCAGCUUCACGUUGACACGUGGCCAAGUCAUGAUGUUUCGCGUUCCUGAGCCUCUUCGUGUGGGCGUUGGUCUACGUUUGACGCUCCAAUCAGCUGAAAAGGUGACGGGAGGUGUAACGCCUAGUGUGUACGUGAGUGAGGUUCUUCCCAGAUCACUGUACGACUUCACGUAUAUAUCUCUUGCCAGCGAUGAUCCCAGCACCAAGUCUCAAGCCGUCGAUAUCCCGAACUCGUCUUUCUCCGGGGAUUUCUGGGUGGUUGUUCACACGGACUACCCAUCGACUAAUGGGACUACCCAGCUCACUGUCGCUUCCAGUACCUCUGCUCGACGGCGACGACUGCGUGGCAAUGAUGUCUCGUCGUUCCAGCUGGUGGCUGAACAGUACGAAACAUCCGACGCAGACUCGUCCAGCUCUCUGCUUACAGAUCAAUCCUUUGGACGUGCGAUCUUCUCGUGGGUAUUCCGAAGCCCCGCUGGAAUUGCUGUUUUUACGUUUGCAGUGACACUUCUCGUUAUCGCACUGUGCUUUUGCGUGUAUCGAGUGGCUCGUGCACCUGAGAAUCAAGACAAAGUACUAGCGCGGCUAUAUCCACCGAUAAGUGGACGUGGUGGUCGACCUACUCCUGGCAGUGCCAAGAGAGCUACUGGUGCCGUUGUGAUGGAUAUUAACGAUUUUAAUGAACAACCACAGUGCAGCAAAGAGACGAUCGAGCACCGUUCGGAUACUUCGAUCUUGGAAGGCUGA
Phytophthora infestans T30-4 is the source of this 948-nucleotide messenger RNA. RefSeq lists its product as uncharacterized. The coding region runs from base 1 to 948 and encodes 315 amino acids. The transcript has 2 exons. Lineage: Eukaryota; Oomycota; Peronosporomycetes; Peronosporales; Peronosporaceae. The record is from RefSeq and is a predicted model, not a curated record.